Molecule: messenger RNA, 1382 nt
Organism: Panicum virgatum (switchgrass)
Lineage: Eukaryota; Viridiplantae; Streptophyta; Magnoliopsida; Poales; Poaceae
Exons: 2
Coding region: 441-1382 (313 amino acids)
Source: RefSeq, a predicted model, not a curated record
ACGUGUACAAGAGUUUGUUUUCGUAUUCUGUUCGUAGUUCACGUAACCCGGUUAGGCGUCUCCCGUUCGAAACAGAUAUGGUUCGAAAUAUGUAGAUUUAUACAUAUCUAUGGCCGUAUCUGUUUCGAAUUGUCCAUGUUAUUUGGACAGCCCGAUGAUGCGUAGAUGGGGUUAGUUUCCAUGGUCCGCUCCCAUCCGAGACAGAAUCUGGGCAACAUCUCUCCAUUGUUCUCCGGAUACACAAUCUCCCUUCCGGGACGUGUAUCUCGAGAACAGCGGGGAGGUGCUGCCGAAAUUCUAUCUCGGAUUGGAGGGGAUCAUGUAAACUGACCUCAUCUACGUAUGGUCGGGUGGGAUUAGGACCUAUCUUUACCUACUAGAGUCUAAGCCGAACUUUUACAUGCAUUUAAAUUUGAUAGUAGUCGCUGAUAUCUUGGAAGAUGGAUGACCGUGAGUGGAUGUACACCGGCCGAGUAACUCGAGCUAGCAUGACCAAUGAAUGGAUUGAGAAGACUAACGAGUUCUUGGAAGGGGCAUGGGCGCAAGCUGAAGGGUCGAGAUUCAUGUGGUGUCCCUGCAAGAGUUGUGGAAACCAGAAACGAAAGACAAAGAAGGUCAUGGGCGAACAUCUUGUCAAUUAUGGAUUUACGCCAGAUUAUACCCGGUGGAUCUUUCACGGUGAAGCCCAUCGUAUGAGGGACAAGGUCGUGAGGCAACGCAUCGAUGAAUGUGAUGCUGCUGGUGGGAUUGAGGACAUGUUAGACGACUAUGAGGAGGCACAUUUCGGUGAAGGACCGCAGGAGGAGGAGCCAGAGGCAAGCACAAAGGCGUUUUACGAGAUGUUGGAGGCGGCACAGAAACCUCUUCACGGCCAAACAAAGGUUUCUCAGCUGGACGGCAUUGGACGCCUUAUGGCCUUAAAGUCCCAGUUUGGCCUGAGCCGAGACGCCUUUGAUAGUAUGUUGACCGUUUUUGGGAGCAUGCUUCUGGAAGAUCACAUUCUGCCCAAGACAAUGUAUCAGGCGACGAAAAUCCUUAGUGCACUGAAGAUGCCAUAUGAGCAGAUACAUUCUUGUCCUAAUGGGUGCAUUUUAUUUAGGAAAGAGCACGAGGCUGAAACUUACUGUCCAAAAUGCAAAGCCUCAAGAUUCCUGGAGGUGGAUGCUGGCGACGGUCAGCCUAAGAGGCAGCUCACGAUUCCUGUGAAAAUCGUACGUUACCUUCCGUUCAUUCAAAGGAUCCAAAGACUCUAUAUGACCGAGGAAACCGCGAAACAGAUGACAUGGCACAAAAAAGAAUCAGUCGUGGAACGCAUCGAACGACCCUCCUCCGGACCAGAACUCGCCGGCGGCCCAGUGGCCAUCUUGGUCCCAGAGACCUGA